Molecule: messenger RNA, 1078 nt
Organism: Tachyglossus aculeatus (Australian echidna)
Lineage: Eukaryota; Metazoa; Chordata; Mammalia; Monotremata; Tachyglossidae
Gene: FHL5
Product: four and a half LIM domains 5
Exons: 7
Coding region: 134-976 (280 amino acids)
Biological process (GO): positive regulation of transcription by RNA polymerase II
Cellular component (GO): nucleus; Z disc
Molecular function (GO): transcription coactivator activity
Source: RefSeq, a predicted model, not a curated record
GGAUUAGAACCCAGGAUUGUGCUCUUUCCACUAGGAAACAUUGCUCUUCUAGCCCCCUCAAGUUUCCACAGAAGCCUCCUUAUCCUACUGUUCCGAGGUCAGUACAGUGCCUCGCACAAAAUUGGACAUCACGAUGACGAGUGAUCGCUUUGAUUGCCAUCACUGCACAGAAUCUCUCCUGGGCAAGAAGUUUGCCUUAAAGGACGACGCUGCUUAUUGUGUCCCGUGUUACGACGGUCUUUUUUCCAACUUCUGCGAGGAAUGCCACAAAGCCAUCGAAUGCAGCUCCAAGGAUCUGGUCUACAAAGGCCUUCACUGGCACGAGGGCUGCUUCAACUGUGCCAAGUGCGGCCACUCUCUGGUGGAGAAGCCGUUCGCUGCCAAGGACGAACAGCUGCUCUGCACCGAGUGUCACGCCGGCGAGCACUCUUCCAAGUGCUCCCACUGCGGGCGCACCAUCAUGCCCGGUUCUCGGAAGAUGGAAUUUAAGGGGAAAUUCUGGCACGAGACCUGCUUCGUGUGCCAACGUUGCCAAAAGCCGAUUGGGACGGAGCCUUUGAUUUCCAAAGAGCACGGCAAUUACUGCGUGCCGUGUUUCCAGAAGCUGUUCGCUCACCACUGCGUUUCUUGCAAAAAGGAGAUAACCACGGGAGGAGUGAACUAUCGCGACCAGCCGUGGCACACGGAGUGUUUUCUGUGUGCUGCCUGUAAGAAGCCACUUUCAGGACAACGUUUCAUUUCCAAGGACGAAUGCCCCUACUGCGUGGAGUGCUUCAGCAGUCUGUUUGCCGAAAAGUGUGCGUCCUGUACCCAGCCCAUCACUGCUUUCGGGGGAGCCACGUUCGUGUCGUUCGAAGAACGCCGGUGGCACAGAAACUGUUUCAACUGCGCGAAAUGUGGCAUCUCCCUGGUUGGCCAAGGUUUUCUGACUCAGCAGGGUGGCGUCUUCUGCCGGGAUUGCGGGUCGGAAGCUUAAUUCAAGAUCGGGUGACGGCGAUGACCCUCUCAAGGGUCUCCAAUAAUCUCCUUCUUGCCACAUCCAACGGCCUCUCCGCCAUCCUAUUCCUCCUCGACUUCU